GCUUUCAAGGAGGUCUCCAAAACACGCCCCUCACCGUCACGCCGAAAACGUGAAGAAAUAUAAACAUUGAAUUUUUAUUUUACUUUUCUGCAUUUUCUGGCAAAUUUGCAAAGAGAUGUCUCUUUUGAUCGGUUUGCGGUUGCGGACAGCGUUAUCGUGCCAAAAGUGCCGCACUAUAUACACCACAGCUGCGAGGGAGGGAAAGCGAAAUUUCAGAAAAUUUGAUUUGGGAAACAAAAGAGGCUCCAAGGAAUUCCGAAGGCAGAGGAACGAAGGGAUGGUUGAGGACUUAAAAAUAGAGUCUCCAGUUAGACCAACAGGAUACACGGUGGAAGAUGGAAGUUUCAAACAAGUGCCUGAAAUGAUCCCCGAGCUGAUUGUACCGGACUUGGAAGGCUUCAAGCUGAAACCAUACGUGUCGUACAGAGUGGCAGACGUUGUGCAAUCAGAGUUCACGUCCCAAGAUCUCUUUGACGCAGUUUAUUCCAAAAAAAUUGUUCAAGAUUUCAAAGAAGGUAAGCUAACUGAGGAUGGACAGCCCCUGGAAUACAGCGAGGAGGAGAAGCUGACCCCUGAAGAGGCUUUCAGGAGGGCGAGGAAGACUGGCAGUGACCUUUUCGCUCAGACGUGGGACGAUAAUCCCAAGAAGUCGUUUCUCUCUUAGUUGUUUAUCUGCUGCAUUGCUUGUUCCAAUAAAAUAGCUCUUUACUUGUGAAA
Cloeon dipterum is the source of this 717-nucleotide messenger RNA. RefSeq names its product mitochondrial ribosomal protein L41 (gene mRpL41). Gene Ontology annotation, cellular component: mitochondrial large ribosomal subunit. Gene Ontology annotation, molecular function: structural constituent of ribosome. Gene Ontology annotation, biological process: translation. Lineage: Eukaryota; Metazoa; Arthropoda; Insecta; Ephemeroptera; Baetidae. The record is from RefSeq and is a predicted model, not a curated record. The transcript has 3 exons. The coding region runs from base 116 to 664 and encodes 182 amino acids.